UCGCGCCUCCAAUUUCGGCGACCGAAAAUACUUGUCCCAAUCCUCGGGCAGAUUAGAAGAAGUGAAUUAUACGUCGAGGCGGUAGCCCGACCGGAUCGCGACGCAAUCCUACUAUGCUGCCUCAGCUAGGGCGACAAAACAGGCUUGCCGGUGUCAUGGGACCAGCCAGUUGGGCACUGGUGGCAUUUUGUCUACUAGGACAUCAAGUUGUGUUCAACGGUCCCGCUAGUAUAGGUGACUUAAGCGACUUUUCAAAGAAAAAAAAGGAAAACGCGAGAAGGAUGGGAGAAGGAGAGACUUCGUGGAUUCGCAGCCUAACUGUUCAAGUCCAUUUUGGACGAACACGGGCACUGCCACGAAAUACUUGCGGCGUUAGGGUCAUGAUGCAUUUGCAGAAGGCGGUACGAGGCCGGAAGGAUACGAUACCAGGUUCAUCGGUUCCCCGGCGUUAUUUAGGAAUACGGCCGUCCGAGGAGUCUCUGACUUUCCCCUGCCCUGCCCUCCCCUCUACUUACGAGCACGAGGCACCGCUACCAGCUAUGCACCAUCGAGUUGACGGUGGUACUAGUAAAACACCUACCAUGCCGGCACCCGGCCGCGCGCGGGAGAAAAGAAGCAAACACACACAUAUACACACAUUUGUUUGAGGGCCAUCCCCGUGGUGAGAAGCCCCUCUUGUACGAUGGGACAAGCCUUGGGUGUUCUAUAAUCGGGUCUGCAUCGUGUAUAUACAUAUCUCUCCCCUUCCAAAUUUCCACGGCUUUGGACGAGGAUGGUAUAUACGCGGGCACGGCUUAGCAAGACGAAGGGGGAGAAGACAGAAACAAGACUUUCAAAACGUCUCUAGUGCCUCAAGGACGAACUAACCCACGUACCGUACGCGCUUGUGUUACUAACCCUACCUGCCUAGGCGUUGCCGAGACAAUUGUGGAAGAGUGAAGAAAACACGCGCUUUCAAACGUGUUUGAGGUUAC
This is a messenger RNA of Durotheca rogersii, 974 nucleotides long. RefSeq lists its product as uncharacterized. The transcript has 2 exons. The record is from RefSeq and is a predicted model, not a curated record. The coding region runs from base 114 to 647 and encodes 177 amino acids. Lineage: Eukaryota; Fungi; Ascomycota; Sordariomycetes; Xylariales; Xylariaceae.